UAUGUACCUUCUUGAAAGCUAAUCAACGUGUCUUCUCUCACCCUUUAAUUGCCACCGUGUAGCUUCAUUAUUUUUAAGGCAAUAUAACUCUAGCAUUUUCUUAUCUUUUCAAUUUGAAGUGUGUAUUUCUCAAUCUCAUCCUUUCAUCAACUAUGACCAAGUGGUUUUCUGGGAUAAUGGGCGCAACAACAUGGUGUAAGGAAGUUUUUUCUUUGAGGGUUUUAGCUGGCAGUGUCGGUUAUGCAGUUGAUCUUUUCAUAAAAGUUGUUAUUGCUGAAUUUACUUGCAUUCUGGCACUAGGAGGGUCCAUAAUGGGGAUAAUUGCAGGAGCUAUCAAAGGCCAUACAAGAGGAGCUGGUUUUCUUGAUGGAGCUUGCAAAGGAGCUGUCACAGGGGCCAUUGCAGCACUAGAAUUGCCAAACAUUGCUGCUUGUGAUGAGCCACUUUCUAAGGUUGCCCUGUUGAGAAGUUUAUUAAAUGGAAAGAUAUUUGUGGAAUGGAUAUGUCCAGCUGUUGCACAAGCCUAUCAAUGUCAUAUCAGUGCACAUGCAACAUCUUACGGAGAAGAAUCAGAUAUUUACAAUGACGAUAUUGUCAGGGGAAUCACAGUCAAAGGGAUGGCUUGGAAUAUCAUUCAAAAGCUUCCUGUUCAACAAUUUAAUUCCAGUAAAAUGUUCAAAUUAUACAACGACUCAUGCUGCUCAAUUUGCUUCCAGGAUUUUGAGUAUGAGGAAUUUGUGAGGACACUUCCCAAAUGUGGCCACUUUUUUCACUCAGUCUGCAUAGACAAAUGGCUAGUCCAACAAGGAUCAUGCCCCAUGUGUAGAAUUUUUGUUUCAGAUUUAUGAGUUUGCAGUUGAAUUGUAGUUGGAGAUAUCGCUUAACAUUUUCAAAGAAAAAAUUGGGCACGUAA
Molecule: messenger RNA, 913 nt
Organism: Glycine soja
Lineage: Eukaryota; Viridiplantae; Streptophyta; Magnoliopsida; Fabales; Fabaceae
Product: NEP1-interacting protein-like 1
Exons: 5
Coding region: 153-848 (231 amino acids)
Source: RefSeq, a predicted model, not a curated record